Molecule: messenger RNA, 1947 nt
Organism: Lasiodiplodia theobromae
Lineage: Eukaryota; Fungi; Ascomycota; Dothideomycetes; Botryosphaeriales; Botryosphaeriaceae
Product: DNA ligase ATP-dependent
Exons: 3
Coding region: 1-1947 (648 amino acids)
Biological process (GO): base-excision repair
Cellular component (GO): nucleus
Molecular function (GO): double-stranded DNA 3'-5' DNA exonuclease activity; DNA binding; endonuclease activity
Source: RefSeq, a predicted model, not a curated record
AUGCCGCCGCUCCGAAUCACGACCUGGAACGUCAAUGGCAUCCGCAAUCCUUUCGGCUACCAGCCAUGGCGCGACAAGCGCACCUUCGACGCUAUGUUCGACCUGCUUGAGGCAGAUAUCGUCAUUAUGCAGGAACUGAAAAUCCAGCGGAAGGACUUGCGCGACGAUAUGGUGCUGGUGCCUGGAUGGGAUUGCUUCUUUAGUCUGCCGAAGCAUAAAAAAGGCUAUUCUGGUGUCGCAAUCUACACUCGCACUUCCCGCUGCGCUCCCAUCCGCGCUGAAGAGGGUGUCCUCGGCGUCCUGUGCCCGCCAGGGUCCUCGACCACAUACCGCGACCUUCCCCCGGACCAACACAUCGGCGGGUACCCUACAGAAGAGCAGAUAGACAUGGCCGGUGGUGUCGACCCUGCCGCACUGGAUGCUGAGGGCCGCUGUGUGGUCCUUGAGUUCCCGGCCUUCGUUCUACUGGGGGUGUACAGCCCAGCGAACAGCAACGGUCUCCGCGACGACUUUCGGUACGCAUUUUUCAGCGCCCUGGACGCUCGUAUACGGAAUCUCACGCGCCAGGGGAAGCGUGUCGUUCUGUGCGGUGACCUGAAUGUGUCGCGUGCGGAGAUCGACACCGCGAACGCAGAGGAGAGCAUGCGCAAGGAGGGCAUCUCGCACGAGGAGUACGUGUCCACGGGCAACCGACGCAUCUUCAACCAGAUGUUGGAGAAUGGGGAUGUAAUUCCGCCGCGGGAUGAGGGAAGGGAGGCGCCAGUGCUUUGGGAUACGUGCCGCGAGUUCCAUCCGACGAGGAAAGGCAUGUAUACUCAUUGGGAGCAGAAGAUCAAUGCUAGGCCAGGGAACUUCGGGUCAAGGAUUGACUUCGUUCUUUGCAGCAUUGCAAUGAAAGAGUGGGUGCAGAGCGCAGAUAUCCAAGAAGGAUUGAUGGGUUCAGAUCACUGUCCUGUAUACGCCAUUCUCAAGGAAACCGUUGUUCUGGGAGGCGAAGAAGUCGCCUUGAGCGAUCUCAUGAAUCCAUCUGGGAUCUUUAAAGACGGCAAACGGCUGCGUGAUUGGACACUGAAAGACUCCCCAGCUUUCUCCGGAAGGCUCCUUCCAGAGUUUGACAGGAGGAGAAGCAUUAAAGACAUGUUUUCUCGUAAGCCAGUGGUCAGCAAAUCAUCGACUAAUGGUAGCGCCGGUGCGGAGAGCUCCACCGCCCUCGGUAGCAACUCGUCGUUGAAACCGAUGCCUCAGGGGAAAGCAGCAGAUGGUGGCCAAUCCGAGCAAGAGACACAGCAGAAUAGCCAAGCAUCAACGGUAUCACAAUCCAAUGGGAAUGGUCAGGGCGGCUCUACUGCCAGUCCGGGGAAGAAGCGCUCUGCCCCAGCGCCUUCUGCGAAAUCAAACAAGAGGAAGAAACCGGUUGCCUCCGCAGCGGCGCAAAGCAGCUCAGCCAAAGGUCAAAAAUCCUUGAGAGGCUUCUUCAAACCAGCGCCAUCGCUGCCCCGCAACGACAGCAAUGUCUCGUCGAAGACGGUCGAGAUUUCAUCCGCAUCAGUUGCACCGCCAUUCCCUGAUUCCGGCUCCAAUAAUGCGCCUGUUGGUGAUCCCGCAGAACUGUCCGCUGGCGGAGAUAUCUCCUCCCUCACUCCUGCCGAUCUGGAUGGAGGAGUCGCCGAGCAAGGAUCGUCAACCUUGGCUCCGCCGCCAUCUCCACCCUUCAUCGACCCUAUCGUAUCUAAAGAAUCGUGGGAGAAGCUCUUCACUAAGCCAAACCCGCCGCGGUGCGAGGACCAUGAUGAGCCGUGUAUCUCGUUUACGACGAAAAAGCCGGGCGCAAACUGCGGGCGCGCUUUUUGGAUGUGCCCACGGCCGAUCGGACCAUCUGGUGUGAAGGAGAGGAAUACGCAGUGGAGAUGUCGGACGUUCAUCUGGGCGAGCGAUUGGAAUGGUUGA